Molecule: messenger RNA, 4670 nt
Organism: Canis lupus familiaris (dog)
Lineage: Eukaryota; Metazoa; Chordata; Mammalia; Carnivora; Canidae
Gene: CYLD
Product: CYLD lysine 63 deubiquitinase
Biological process (GO): necroptotic process; regulation of mitotic cell cycle; protein K63-linked deubiquitination
Cellular component (GO): cytosol
Molecular function (GO): K63-linked deubiquitinase activity; cysteine-type deubiquitinase activity
Source: RefSeq, a predicted model, not a curated record
GCAGGUUCGGCUGCGCCGCGGCCGCGCGUCGGAGGUAAAUAUUAAGGCGGUGGGUGUGGGGCGCUGGGGCCGGACCGGGACGCGGGCUAGCGACCCCGGGAAGGGGCGACGCCCGGCCGCCGAGUUUCCCCCUUUCCAGGGUGAGGAUGGUUUCCUACGACCCGGAGUUCUUUAGUUGAAAGGUGCGCUCGCUCUGUCGAAACAAGGCAUUUUGCUUUGCUGUCUUUUUACAGCAUGGACACCAAAUUGCUAAAAACGUGCUUUGGGACUGCCAGUGAAUUUAUCUUUUGCGGUUUUACUACAAACUUAGUAGUUUCCUUUUUUUUGAGUUAAUAUUUUGGAGUUAAUGUCACAAUGAGUUCAGGCUUAUGGAGCCAAGAAAAAGUUACUUCACCCUACUGGGAAGAGCGGAUUUUUUAUUUGCUUCUUCAAGAAUGCAGUGUUACAGACAAACAAACACAAAAGCUCCUUAAAGUACCAAAGGGGAGUAUAGGACAGUAUAUCCAAGAUCGUUCUGUGGGUCACUCGAGGAUUCCUUCUGCAAAAGGCAAGAAAAAUCAGAUUGGAUUAAAAAUUUUAGAGCAACCACAUGCAGUUCUCUUUGUUGAUGAAAAGGAUGUUGUAGAAAUAAAUGAAAAAUUCACAGAAUUGCUUUUGGCAAUUACCAAUUGUGAAGAGAGGUUCAGCCUGUUUAAGAACAAAAACAGACUAAGUAAAGGCCUCCAGAUAGAUGUGGGCUGCCCUGUGAAAGUACAGCUGAGAUCUGGGGAAGAAAAAUUUCCAGGAGUUGUGCGCUUCAGAGGACCCUUAUUAGCAGAGAGGACAGUGUCGGGAAUAUUCUUUGGAGUAGAAUUACUGGAAGAAGGUCGCGGCCAAGGUUUCACUGAUGGGAUAUAUCAAGGGAAACAACUUUUUCAGUGCGAUGAAGACUGUGGAGUAUUUGUUGCGUUGGACAAGCUAGAAAUCCUAGAAGAUGAUGACAAUGGAUUGGAAAGUGAUUAUGCAGGUCCAGGGGACACAAUGCAGAUGGAACUUCCCCCUCUGGAAAUAAACUCCAGAGUUUCUUUGAAGCUUGGAGAAACUAUAGAGUCUGGCACAGUCAUAUUCUGUGAUGUCUUGCCAGGAAAAGAAAGCUUAGGAUAUUUUGUUGGUGUGGACAUGGAUAAUCCUAUUGGCAAUUGGGAUGGCAGAUUUGAUGGAGUGCAGCUGUGUAGUUUUGCAAGUGUUGAAAGUACAACUUUGCACAUCAAUGAUAUCAUCCCAGCUUUAUCAGAUAGCGUGACACAGGAAAGGAGGCCUCCCAAACUUGCCUUUAUGUCAAGAGGUGUUGGGGACAAAGGUUCCUCCAGUCAUAAUAAACCAAAGGCCACAGGAUCUACCUCAGACCCUGGAAAUAGAAACAGAUCUGAAUUAUUUUAUACUUUAAAUGGAUCUUCUGUUGACUCACAACCACAAUCCAAAUCAAAAAACACAUGGUACAUUGAUGAAGUUGCUGAAGACCCUGCAAAAUCGCUUACAGAGAUAUCUCCAGACUUUGGACACGCUUCACCACCACUGCAACCUCCUUCUAUGAACUCAUUAUCCACCGAAAACAGAUUUCACUCUUUACCGUUCAGUUUGACAAAGAUGCCCAAUACCAAUGGAAGUAUUGGCCACAGUCCACUCUCUCUGUCAGUUCAGUCCGUGAUGGGAGAGCUAAACAAUGCACCUGUCCAGGAGAGUCCCCCCUUGGCCAUGACUUCUGGGAACUCACAUGGUCUGGAAGUGGGCUCUCUGGCUGAAGUUAAAGAGAAUCCCCCUUUCUAUGGGGUAAUCCGUUGGAUUGGUCAGCCACCAGGACUCAAUGAAGUGCUAGCUGGACUGGAACUGGAAGAUGAGUGUGCAGGCUGUACAGAUGGAACCUUCAGGGGCACCCGGUACUUCACCUGUGCCCUGAAGAAGGCACUGUUUGUUAAACUGAAGAGCUGCAGGCCAGACUCCAGGUUUGCGUCUCUGCAGCCGGUUUCCAAUCAGAUCGAGCGCUGCAACUCUCUAGCAUUUGGCGGCUACUUGAGUGAAGUAGUGGAAGAAAAUACCCCACCCAAAAUGGAAAAAGAAGGUUUAGAGAUAAUGAUUGGAAAGAAGAAGGGUAUCCAGGGGCAUUACAAUUCUUGUUACUUAGACUCAACCUUAUUCUGCUUGUUUGCUUUUAGUUCUGUUCUGGACACUGUGUUACUUAGACCUAAAGAAAAGAAUGAUGUAGGAUAUUAUAGUGAAACUCAGGAGCUACUGAGGACAGAAAUUGUUAAUCCUCUGCGAAUAUAUGGAUAUGUGUGUGCAACAAAGAUUAUGAAACUGAGGAAAAUACUUGAAAAAGUUGAGGCUGCAUCAGGAUUUACCUCUGAAGAAAAAGAUCCUGAAGAAUUCUUGAAUAUCCUAUUUCAUCAAAUUUUAAGGGUAGAACCAUUGUUGAAAAUAAGAUCAGCAGGUCAAAAAGUACAAGAUUGUUACUUCUAUCAAAUUUUUAUGGAAAAAAAUGAGAAAGUUGGAGUUCCUACAAUUCAGCAGUUAUUAGAAUGGUCUUUUAUCAACAGUAACCUGAAAUUUGCAGAGGCACCAUCGUGCCUGAUUAUUCAGAUGCCUCGAUUUGGAAAAGACUUUAAACUGUUUAAAAAAAUUUUUCCUUCUUUGGAGUUAAAUAUAACAGAUUUACUUGAAGACACCCCCAGGCAGUGCCGGAUAUGCGGGGGGCUUGCCAUGUAUGAAUGUAGAGAAUGUUAUGAUGACCCUGACAUCUCCGCUGGAAACAUCAAGCAGUUUUGUAAAACCUGCAACACUCAAGUCCACCUUCAUCCCAAGAGACUGAACCAUAAAUAUAACCCGGUGUCACUUCCCAAAGAUUUACCUGACUGGGACUGGAGGCAUGGCUGCAUCCCCUGCCAGAAGAUGGAAUUAUUUGCUGUUCUCUGCAUAGAAACAAGCCACUAUGUUGCUUUUGUGAAGUAUGGGAAGGACGACUCUGCCUGGCUCUUCUUUGACAGCAUGGCUGAUCGGGAUGGCGGCCAAAAUGGCUUCAACAUUCCUCAAGUUACCCCAUGCCCAGAAGUAGGAGAGUACUUGAAAAUGUCUCCAGAGGACCUGCAUUCCUUGGACUCCAGAAGAAUCCAAGGCUGCGCACGAAGACUUCUUUGUGAUGCCUACAUGUGCAUGUACCAGAGUCCGACAAUGAGUUUGUACAAAUAAACGGGGUCAUCUGGGCAGGGGCAGCAACCGAUGGCAAGAUCUUAAUGUUGCAUUUUACCCGAGCUGGCAGUUUUGUUCAGCGUCCAUUGCUGGCAAUGGAUGUCUUUGUGGUGGUGAUCCUUCUGAAAAGGAUUCCUAUGUUUAAAAAACAAAUUGCUUUUGUGUUCCUGAAGUAUUUAAUAAGAAGCAUUUUGCACUCUAGAAAGUAUGUUUGUGUUGGUUUUUUAAGAAGUCUAAAUGAAGUUAUUAAUACCUGAAGCUUUAAGUUAAGUGCAUUGAUCAUAUGAUAUUUUUGGAAGCAUAAAAUUUUAAUUGUGACAGUUUAAAACCUCUUCUAGUCCAUUGAGAAUGUAAAUAAAUGUGUCUUCUUUAUGGACCAAGGAUAUGAAAUCAUUUCUCCUUUUAGCUAAUGGUUGCCUUGAGGAAGAAAUAUGUUGGUUUUAUUAAGAGUCUACUUUUAAUCCAGUUAUGAAAAUUGUACUGAGUUUGAUUUGUUAAUUCUCUCCUCUAUAGUGCCAACCCCUGCAUGUCUGCAACCCGCUGAGCUCCCGUGUUUCCGCAGUAGUGGCCAGAAAAGUACUUAAAUUCCAUUACUGGUGUUGUUUUCUAUUUGUUCUGGUUUUGAGAUAUCUCAGUGAUCUUGUCAUAAGACGUCUAUUUUUGAUGUAAUUUUCCUGGGGGAUUCGAACAGACAGCAACUGAAGCUCUUCAUUCACAUUAGUAACUGUCAGCUGAGAGGUUUGUUUGUUUGUUUGUUUGUUUUGUUAAGGCUCUCUAACUAUUUUACGGAACAGGGCAUAAUGAAUUUUAUUAAAUGGUUGGGGUGAUAAAUAGAUUUCUAUACAAAUAUAUGGCCCAUCAGAAAAUAAAUUUGAAUCUGCAAUACUCAUUAAAAUCUCCCUGAAGAGAUGUUGGCUUUUCUAAACCUCUCCCAUUGUGAGGAAGACCGUCCAGAACUUCAGUGAGGUCAGCUAGUCUGCUCACUAAAAAUCCAGCUUGAUUUCACAGGAGAUCAUGGCAGUUACAAAUCAGACACUUGAUUGACAUGUUUGCAGCAGCUUCAUCCUCCUCUAAAUAAGUAAAACAUGGAUGUUUCCUUAGCUCAUGUCCACAGUGCGUGUCUGGACCACAAGUGGAUGUUGUAGCCUAGAACCACAGAUUAUAAAUGUCAGUGACGUGGAAUGUGCCGUGGCCUGUGUUUUCUCUGAGUGUCCCUUUGUGGUAUUGUUGUCCUUCUGGAAAGACUUCCUAACCGUAGAGAAAGACAGAAGAGUUGUCAUGUGUAUAUAGCAUAUGACUUCAUAAAACAUUCAAUGUCAAAAAAAGCGGAGAGAAUCUUUACAAACCCUGCAAUUAGUUGUUUUAAAGUCACAUUUACCUUUGGUUCUAUCAUUCCAUUUUGCUAAUAUUUAUUAGUUUUAUAAAUUAUAGUAAGGUAUAAAAACUCA